This is a messenger RNA of Thunnus maccoyii (southern bluefin tuna), 488 nucleotides long. It is a transcript of the gene crip1, whose product is annotated as cysteine-rich protein 1. The transcript is spliced from 5 exons. Gene Ontology annotation, molecular function: zinc ion binding. Gene Ontology annotation, biological process: regulation of gene expression; intrinsic apoptotic signaling pathway in response to DNA damage. Lineage: Eukaryota; Metazoa; Chordata; Actinopteri; Scombriformes; Scombridae. Bases 137 to 370 code for a protein of 77 amino acids. The record is from RefSeq and is a predicted model, not a curated record.
GAGCACACAUCUGCACUUCACAGCAAGGCGUGGUCAGAGCUGACAGGUGGGCCCGUGUACAGCUGCAAUACUUGAUCCAGAGGAUACUUAACUGCUUCUUUCUUCCCGGCAGAUAAACACAUACAGCUGCAACAAAAUGCCAAAGUGCCCAAAGUGCCAGAAGGAAGUUUACUUCGCCGAGAGGGUGACAUCACUGGGCAAGGACUGGCACAGGCCAUGUCUGAAGUGUGAGAAGUGCAGCAAGACACUUUCAGCGGGCUCACAUGCAGAGCAUGAAGGGAAGCCAUACUGUCACAAUCCCUGCUACGGUGCAAUGUUUGGACCUAAAGGAUUUGGACGUGGUGGAACCGAGAGCCACACAUUUAAAUAGACAGGUUCAGGACCUGCAGUAAACAAUAUUGCCUGGAAACCAGCUCAAAGAACCCAGCAUGCUCACAAUAAGUCACAAUAAAAACCAGCAGACAAACUGUGCUGUUAUUCUAAGGAAA